UUCAGUACACCACUUCCUGCUUUCAGAUCAGUAAUCAAUCGUCGCGGAGAAGAUGCGUUGGUUACCUCUCUCGGUGGCAAUAUUAUGGGCCUGUUCUCUUUACAGUGCCUCUGCGGAUAACAGUGGCGUCAAGAAAAUGAAGGUGCAAUUUGCCACGGGUCCACUUCUCAAAUUCCAGAUUUGUGUUUCCUGAGGAUACAAGCGGGUGUUUGAGGAGUACAUGCAGGCUUUGUACCAGCGGUACCCAGACAUCCGCAUAGAAGGAGAGAACUACCUUCCUCUGCCAGUCUACAGGCACAUUGCUUCCUUUCUGUCUAUGUUUAAGCUGUUGUUAAUCGGCGUGAUCAUUGUGGGCAAGGAUCCAUUUGCUCUAUUUGGCAUGCAGGCUCCAGGUCUAUGGGUUUGGAGUCAGGAGAAUAAGAUAUAUGCCUGUAUGAUGGUGUUCUUCUUCAGCAAUAUGAUCGAAAAUCAGUGUAUGUCUACGGGUGCUUUUGAAAUCACGCUCAAUGAUGUUCCAGUUUGGUCCAAGCUGGAGUCAGGCCACCUGCCUUCCAUGCAGCAACUAGUCCAAAUUCUGGAGAAUGAGAUGAAGAUGAACGUGCACAUGGACACACUUCCACACCAUCGCUCGUAACCUUGCCUCUGAUUCACUGAAUGGAGCCGAUGACCCCUCCAUUUCUUUGGUGAAGCUCUCCUACGGUUGUGAGGGGACGUUUAUGAAGGUUUGCGCUGAAAGUAGAGACUCUACUAGCGCACGCCCGAUGUUCUGCGUUCCCCUCACCGUGCCCCUCGGAGAUGCACCACCUACAGAUGCUGGUGUGGGAUCUACGGCAACAACAGUGGCCAUAUAAUUAUGAUUGCAUCCCAUCUCUUGUGCGAUAACCAUUUGGUUCAGGUCAGGAUAUAUGUUCACAAUGACUCCAAUUUUCAUUUUAGUUCAGUUAGCUCAGUCAACAGAAUUUAUGAUGGCAUGUUUUACUUUCACAUCCUACUGCACUGCUAACUCUUGGUCUUUGUUUUAAUUAAUAAGUAGAUAUGAGAAGCUCCUAACUUAUACACCCAACCCCCAUCAUGAUAAUUUAACAACUAAGUAACAUUAAUUAUAUUUCUGAGCUCUGGAUUUUAUAUUGCUUUGUAUAGCUUAAAAUGUUUACUAAAAGGAAAAUAAAAUGGAAUAAAACUAAA
This is a messenger RNA of Sinocyclocheilus anshuiensis, 1185 nucleotides long. RefSeq names its product selenoprotein T, 1a (gene selenot1a). Gene Ontology annotation, cellular component: endoplasmic reticulum membrane. Gene Ontology annotation, molecular function: thioredoxin-disulfide reductase (NADPH) activity. The transcript is spliced from 6 exons. The record is from RefSeq and is a predicted model, not a curated record. NCBI's taxonomy places the organism in Eukaryota, Metazoa, Chordata, Actinopteri, Cypriniformes, Cyprinidae. Gene Ontology annotation, biological process: cell redox homeostasis.